This is a messenger RNA of Aphanomyces invadans, 1223 nucleotides long. RefSeq lists its product as hypothetical. Bases 18 to 1169 code for a protein of 383 amino acids. Lineage: Eukaryota; Oomycota; Saprolegniomycetes; Saprolegniales; Verrucalvaceae. The transcript has a single exon. The record is from RefSeq and is a predicted model, not a curated record.
AAACGAUUGAACAUUGUAUGCGGCGGCGCAGCACCAACAACGGCGGCGGAGCGCAUGGCGUGCUCACCAGAAGCCGAAAGAAGCUCAUGGAACUGCAAGGCUACUUGGCCAAGGAAAGAGUCAUUGACGAUGUGGAAUUGGACGAGUACAUCAACCGCCUCGACGAAAAAAUUGAUGCCAUGCACGAUGUGAUGACUUGGGGAGACCACGAUGAUGACAGCGGGGUGACGGACGACGAUGAUUCCGACUCGGAUGAAGAUUCAGAUUACAACCCGAAUCGAAGCUCGAAAGCGACAUCGUCGCGACCUGGCUUUGUGUCUCAUGUAUUUUGGUCCUCUGUCGGGCCUGGCCUCGUCCUUCCUGUAUUGUACCAUCGUUGGUCGUACUCAUCGUACCCGUUAUCGAGCUCGUCAGUCUUCUCCUAUCUGGCCAAAGUCUUUGUGAAUUGGGCCAGCGUGGUCCUCCUCGUAUGCUUGUCAUUUGCGGGCGUCUGCCACACGCGACAGUUUCUUCAAGGCUCGCUGUUCAAGGUCCCGUCGGAAGCCCAGACAUGCGCGUUCCAUAUCUGGCACACACUGCUGAACUGCGUCGACAAGUACGGACGCGAAUGCUACACCACUUCCGACUGUCAGUUUCCGCUGGGCCAAGUCGUCGGUGCGCUGGUUGGACUAGCGCUGGUGGCCCGGUUCUACCUGCGGCGUGUUCAAAUUGUCCUGGCAGCGCUAUUUCUCGUACACCAUGGCUUGCAGCAAUGGACAACACAUUUGUCGGUAAUCUUGGACACCGCGGCAACAUUCCAUGCUCGAUCAAUCGUCCACAUCGCCUCCAUCGACCCGACCUUUGCCUACAUGAACGAACCCAUCCACAUUCUCUUGGACGGCCACAACUUGCAUGAAGGUAUGCUUGUGGGUUGGGUGCCGUACUGGAGCUGCAGCCGCGAAGCGGCUGUCCUUUCCGACUGCCCCGUCGAUUUGGUCGCGCCCAUGAAGCAUGGAGGAGUCACCCAAACAUUUCCAGCGGUUGAUGAGUACACCGUGUGCGUGGACAAGAGCGCCACGGCGCCUGCUGCUUUGUCCAGUCCUACACCGUCCUUUGCAUGCUUCCCAGAAGUUCGGCUUAAAGUCAAGCAUGCUCAGAGCAACCCUGGCUGGUCCUUGCAUCAUCAAUAAAGAAACUCCAUGGACGUGUACGUGUCGCUUAGUUUACUCUAACUUGCACUUUAC